AUGGCGCUAAUAUAUGCAUCAGGGGAUCAAAGCCACAAGACAAAGAGCAGCCAGAUCACGAGCCUCCCUGUCCCUCCUCUUGUGUGCAGGCUGUACGGGGACCUGACCAACUGCACCUACCUGGUGGCGCUGAAGAUGGAGUGCUUCUGGCCCAACCGCCUGGUGGACGAGUUCUUCAUCCGGGUGCACAAGCACUACUUCCACGACUGCUCGCUCUCGGGACGGCUCCUCAGGGACCCGCCCAACCGCAUCCUGGGACCCUUCAUCGUGGUGCCCAUCCUGGUCACGCUUCUCAUGACCGGCCUGGUGGUGUGGAGGAGCAAACGCAGCGAGGGGAUUAUGUAGUGAACAGAGUGAUGCAGGGUGGGGGUGGGGGUCACAUGACUCAAGACAAGAGGUACUUUUUUUCCACCGUUCCCACCUGCAGUGACCAAAGGAAGUGGUAAUGUGUGGAAAACGGGUUUUCGAUAUAGGACCAGAAUCACUCGAACAUGGACGUGCAGUUUGGAGCAAAAUGAAAUCAUUUUAAAUUCAGGUCCUGCCUCAGCGCUUCAACACAUCUUCACUGAUAUGAGGCCUGUGCAGCUCAAAUUAUUUCAUUUCUCUCGACAAGGAGCUGAACUACUCUCCUGAAUCUAAUCUGGACCAGAGCACUGGUGGAGAGAUUCUCUAAUAUAAGAAGAAAAAAAAACUUUAUUGAGAGAAACUGCCUCAAAGAAUUUUUGGAGAAGUUCAAAAAACAGUUUUUUGGUGGGACCAUGACCUACUACUGCAAACAGGAGAACAUGCAGAACUGUCCAGGAUCAGUUUCACACUCUGACCAGGACUCAACAAGACAGUUACUCUGACCUCUUCCAGGGAACACAGGGACAUCAGAUUGUGUAUAUAUGUAUACGUUCACUGUAAAUGUACAUGAAUCUGUCAGUGGACUAUCAGAAUGUCUUUGGAACACAAUCCAGACGACAAACCACUGAAUUCCUUUCUCUCUUUCUGUGUGAUGUUUGGAUACAUUUAUUUUAAAAAGACGUGUGUUGCAUUUGAAUUAUAUUCCUGUAUAUUAUAUAAUCAUUCAGAUUCAGGUUCACUGUGGAACUGGUGGUGGGAGAAGGAAUAGUUUUCAUCUCCUCUGCUCAUAUCAAGCGCCCAUGGUCUCAUCUCUCAGCCUGCAGCUCUCUCUCUCUCUCUCUCUCUCUCUCUCUCUCUCUCUCUCUCUCUCUCUCUCUCCCCUGAAGGAAACGCAGAGAGGCUCUUCCCCAGCUUCUGCUUCACGGAACCAGCUGAACAAAAAGGCAGAAGAUAAUGAUGUCACACCCCGAUGAUUGGUAAAUGCUGUGUUCCGGAGACAGGCACCCGGAGAUGGCCCAAUUUGGUCCGGCAGUUAUGAUGUUGUGGUCUCCAUCCGUCCAUCACGUCGAAACGCCACACUAUAGAAACUUCUAAAGUUUAGGGGGGGGGGGGGGGGGUGGCUGGAGACAGUUAGUUAACCAUUAACUCCUCUGUCAUGGAUUUGUUUACCAUACAGAAAUAAAAUAAUCGGCCCAAAAAAUAGCCAGACUGAUUUUGAAAAUGAGAGAACAAACAGUCAGAGACUCACAGUCGGGAAAAAAACGACAUUCUCGUCUUCAGAAAGGAGAUCAAACACACAACGCACAAAGUCAGCCAACGCACACAUCGCUGCACAACGUUGCCAUAGCCUCUAGCAGAGCUCGUGUAUCAUAGACCUGAGGUUUCUAUUGAUUUGUGAUCUCCCUGUGUGGUGAAGCGUGCUGCGUGAACUGUUCCCUCACUGAUAUUUUUGAAUGCUCUCUCCCCUUUAUAGAUCCAUUGACCUGUAACCCGCCUGUCAGCGGAACACACUCUCAAACACACACCCACACUUCCCCAGCAGGAUCUUACUUUGUGCUUUGUGCCAAAAGCUCUUUGAAAGCAGCUUUGAAAGGUUGAAUUCCUUUAUUCUUGAUUUUGCUGGGGUGACUUCUAAUGAUUGAAUUUUAAAAUCUAUGAUCAUGGAGUUCAAUAAAAUGUCUGAUUAAUGUG
Pleuronectes platessa (European plaice) is the source of this 2037-nucleotide messenger RNA. Its product is annotated as receptor activity-modifying protein 1-like. Lineage: Eukaryota; Metazoa; Chordata; Actinopteri; Pleuronectiformes; Pleuronectidae. The record is from RefSeq and is a predicted model, not a curated record. Gene Ontology annotation, cellular component: signaling receptor complex; membrane; cell surface. Gene Ontology annotation, biological process: intracellular protein transport; G protein-coupled receptor signaling pathway; regulation of G protein-coupled receptor signaling pathway. The transcript is spliced from 2 exons. Bases 1 to 345 code for a protein of 114 amino acids. Gene Ontology annotation, molecular function: coreceptor activity.